This is a messenger RNA of Sardina pilchardus (European sardine), 1411 nucleotides long. RefSeq names its product CD79b molecule, immunoglobulin-associated beta (gene cd79b). Gene Ontology annotation, cellular component: external side of plasma membrane; B cell receptor complex. The coding region runs from base 371 to 1018 and encodes 215 amino acids. The transcript is spliced from 5 exons. The record is from RefSeq and is a predicted model, not a curated record. Gene Ontology annotation, biological process: B cell receptor signaling pathway; B cell differentiation. NCBI's taxonomy places the organism in Eukaryota, Metazoa, Chordata, Actinopteri, Clupeiformes, Clupeidae.
UGUCUUCUUCACUCUCUCGCACGUGCACUCACUCUCAUUUACACAGACAUACACACUCACAUAUCUCACACCACUCACUCAUACACACACACUCAUUGAAUCGUUCUGCCUCGUACACACGGACACGCACGCACACACACACACACACACACACACAUUUUCUCACAUAUCUCAUGAACAUCACUCUUAUAUCGUACAGAUACACACACACACACACACUACACUCACCCAUGCAUGUACACAAACUCAUGCACAUUCAAUAGCAUAUUGCACAGGUUUUAUACCUGCUGCAGUCUUUUAAUAUCUCUCAAACUUAACAAUUAAUAGGAAACUCACCAAAACGGUACAUAUUGGAAUAUAUCUCCUAGACAUGCGCAACCAAAUUGUAUUUCUGUUCAUCAUGCUGGUGGAUGCAUCAGUUUCCCCAGCGAGCAUGCAGCUCUACCAGUGGCCGAGGUUUGUGGGUGUGAAAUCGGGCCGCAUACCGGUAGUAACGCUCGGCUGUAAAAGCUACGUCAAGGACGACUUGAAGGAUGUGGAAUGGCUGAAGGCUCCGCUGAUUGAAGGCCAGGCAGACAAUGCCCACCUGUUAGAGGAGAACGACAGGGUGCACUUUGGCGAACGCAAGGGCUGGUUGACCCUGACCAAGUUGGAGCCCGCAGACAGUGGCAUCUACUUCUGCCGCGUCAAUGGCACCAAGGGCAUCAUGGGACCUGGCAGCGAGAUUCAAGUCCAUCGGCCCAGGAACUUGGAUAAGGCCAUUAGGAGAAGCAACAUGAAGGACGUGGUCAUCUUCCUGCAGGCCUUUCUGCUGGGCUUAUUCCUACUGAUCCCUCGCCUUUGCUUCAAGCAAGAGCUAGAGAAAAAGGAGAAUGUCUAUGAGGUGCCUGACGAGGACCACACAUAUGAGGGGCUGGACAUUGAGCAGUGUGGUCUCUAUGAGGACAUCCCAGCCUUCAGCCAGCAAGAUGCCGAUGAGCCCUGUGACAUGAGCCCUGAGUCUCCAGACCAAGAGUGAGGAUCCUGCAUUAUCCACCAAUCCAUCCUCACAUUAUCCACCCACUACCCCCAGUGCCUUAUCCACCAAUCCAUCCUUACAUUACCCCCCCAGUGCCUUAUCCACCAAUCCAUCCUUACAUUACCCCCCCAGUGCCUUAUCCACCAAUCCAUCCUUACAUUAACCCCCCCCAGUGCCUUAUCCACCAAUCCAUCCUUACAUUACCCCCCCCCCGUGCCUUAUCCACCAAUCCAUCCUUACAUUAACCCCCCCCAGUGCCUUAUCCACCAAUCCAUCCUUACAUUACCCCCCCCCGUGCCUUAUCCACCAAUCCAUCCUUACAUUAACCCCCCCCAGUGCCUUAUCCACCAAUCCAUCCUUACAUUAACCCCCCCCAGUGCCUUAUCCACCAAU